This is a messenger RNA of Folsomia candida, 2838 nucleotides long. Its product is annotated as neprilysin. Gene Ontology annotation, molecular function: metalloendopeptidase activity. Lineage: Eukaryota; Metazoa; Arthropoda; Collembola; Entomobryomorpha; Isotomidae. Gene Ontology annotation, biological process: protein processing. Gene Ontology annotation, cellular component: plasma membrane. The record is from RefSeq and is a predicted model, not a curated record. The transcript has 16 exons. Bases 427 to 2763 code for a protein of 778 amino acids.
CCAUAAUGGUUUGAGAUGUGUAAUAAUCAUAAAAAACAAUACUCCAGCAAACGUCCCAGCUCUUGUUCCUCACCAGCCAAGCAUCUUACUUGGUGGUCUUCUUGGUAGUUGGUUAGUAUGCAGCAGGCGAGUGUGAUAAAGUGCAAAAAAUUAUCAUAAAAGUUUCCUCGUUAUCUCGUUACCUCCGUAUUUGCUCCUGUAUUCCUAUUGCGAACGAGACUUCUGCUGGUCUGGAAGUCAAGUUCAUGCGAACCCGUCGCUCGUCACUCUCACCUUUAUCAUCGUCUAGUCCCUUUAAUCUUCGAUAUAGAUUAACAUUAUAUAUACAUUUCCUUAUUAAGUAUUUCCUCAAAAUCUCAAUUUCCCCCAUUCAUGGCUUUGUAAAUCUCCUCCGUUCGGACUCGAAAAAUACCAAAAAUACCGACCAUGGAAGGAAGAAGGGUCCCAAAAUCUCUUUUUGUUCUUUUGACGUGUGGUCUAUUGGCGUUCGGAGCGCUGGUCAUGCUGGUGAGGAUGCCCAGACCUGAAGACCCCACAGAGGAGGACAGUAGUGACAGUCCAAUGCUCGCAGCCCUCACAGCAAAUUCGCCACCCGGGGGUCGAAGGAACGACAAGGGGCCGUUGCUGAAGGAGGAGGACGCGGUGUGCAGGAGCAAAAGCUGUAUAGAAACCGCAAAUGCCUUACUCGAGUCCAUGAACACUUCGGUGGAUCCUUGUCAGGACUUUUACUCGUACGCUUGUGGUGGAUGGAUUCAGAAAAAUCCAAUCCCACCUUCCGUCUCGAAAUGGAGUCCGUUUGGGCAGCUGGAUUUGGAGACAAAUAAACUCCUUCAAGACAUUUUAAGGGAACCAGCCAAACCGGACGAUCCAUUUCAGCUAAAUCAAGCCAAAGACUUUUUCAAAGCGUGUAUUUCAACAGGAGAACUGGAGAAAGUGGGGCUGAAGCCGGUGUUUCAGAUGCUCCAGUUGUACGGGGGUUGGCCCAUACUUUCACCUCCAGGAACUUGGAACGCCACCAACUUCAACUGGUGGCGUUCCAUGGCAGAUCUCAAACGCAUGUUUGGCACGUCUUCAAUAUUCGACAUUGUUGUAAACCAACACUUGUCCAACCCGAAUUUCAGCACUGUGCACCUACAGCAGCCCAGUUUGUUCCUCUCGCGACCAUAUUACAUCAACAAGAACAACUUCCCAUCGUAUCUCACCGCCUUCAAGGAGUUGAUUGUGAACAUUGUGAAAGAGCUCAAAAGCUCUCCGGCAAUAUCAUCAUUUCCCAAUUUAUCGGGUCCAUUGAAUCUCAAGUACAUUGAGGCCAAAGCUGCGGAAAUCGUGGCUUUCGAAGAAGAAAUCGCAAAGUUGUCGAGAGACGGUGUUGAGACGCAGUACGGCCUUCGCAACUUCACUGCCACACUCACCCUAAACUACCUCCAGGCAAUUUUCAACAAUUACACCACGCCAAAUUCUACCAACAAGUUGGAACUAAAGAAGCUGCUUGACUUCACCUUCCGAACUGCUGGGACCACAAUCUCAGAAACUCAGUUGGUCUCGAUGUCAGACACGAACUACAUGGGAAACAUGUUCGAACUCUUGUCGACCACUCCGGUCGAGGUAUUAGCGAAUUACCUCCAUUUCCGCAUGCUGAGUUGGGUCGUGAGUGGGACGACGGCUGCAAUGCGAGGUCACAUCCACAAGUACCAACGCGUCGUCUACGGCAUCACGGAACCAUCUCCGAGAGAUUACGUGUGUGCAUCCUCCACGGAAGAGAAAUUCGGUCUCGCUCUUACUCAACCGUACCUGAACAGGGUGAAAAUUGGGAAUGACGUUGUCGAGAAGGCGGCCGAUAUGAUGGAGCAAGUUCGCAAGUCGUUUAUUCAGUUGUUGGAUUCUGCCAAGUGGAUGAAUUCUAGUCUGAAAGGGUCACUGAGAAAAAAGGCUCGCACUAUCACGCCCUGUAUCGGAUUUGCUCCCUGGAUGUCUCCAAAUGGAAGCGAGUUUGACAGGCACACUUUCCAGGAGCAUCUCAACAACCAUUUUGCAGGGUUAAAUAUCGGGAAUGGAGGAUACCUCCAGAAGUUAUGGAACGUGCGAGCCUGGUUAACAGAUCAAAAGUUGAAGCUGCUCAAGGAGAGAUUCGUUCCAGGAUGCAAGUGGACAACAUUUCCUGGUCAGAUUGGAGCAUUUUACGACAUUCGACGACAAGCCGUCAAUGUUCCUCUCGGAUUGUUACAAGCUCCAUUUUUCUACGACGGAGUACCAAUAGCUGUGAAUUAUGGAGGCCUUGGCUCAAUCCUGGGGCAUGAAUUCACUCAUGGAUUCACAGUCUAUGGUUGGACUGAGACUACGUCGGGCAAGUUCAGUCCCAUAAGUCAGUGCUUGAUUGACCAGUACAAUCGAUUCAAGGUGCCAGAGGCGAACUUGCACAUUCAUGGAGCUUUGACCCUCGACGAAAACUUUCCAGACAACGGUGGACUGCUCGAGGCUUACAAAACCUUUAAAACUUUUGCUCCCAAGACUCCGCAAAAACUUCCUGGAAUGACAAAGUUUUCUCAGGAGCAACUCUUUUUCAUUGGAUUUGCAAAUAUUUGGUGCUCCUCGAGCAGAGACGAGGGAUUGAUCGACCAAAUUUUGUCGGAUCAUCACACCCCCAACAAGUAUAGAGUUUUGGGCUCUGUAACAAACUCCCAAGAGUUUGUUGAUGCAUGGAACUGUCCGGUUGGGUCACCCAUGAAUCCACAAAAGUACAAAAAAUGUAGCGCGUUUAAUUGAUUAUUUCACAAGUAGGAUUACUAUGUCAGUCACUAAUUGAAUAAAUAAAUGUCGAAAAGAAUGCUGCUGCCAGCC